Anoplophora glabripennis (Asian longhorned beetle) is the source of this 1929-nucleotide messenger RNA. RefSeq lists its product as uncharacterized. NCBI's taxonomy places the organism in Eukaryota, Metazoa, Arthropoda, Insecta, Coleoptera, Cerambycidae. The record is from RefSeq and is a predicted model, not a curated record. The transcript is spliced from 2 exons. Bases 67 to 1695 code for a protein of 542 amino acids.
CGAGGUAUAAAUAGAUUUUGUAUAAUCAAGCUUCAAUCUUUGACCGCCUCCCAAACUAUCUUUAUCAUGAAGCUUUUGGUGCUGGCAGCGUUAGCUGCUGUGGCUCUAGCUGAUGCCUCUCAACUCGCGGGCUAUCAGUACAACGUUCCAGCCUCGAGCUACGGGGUGCCCCAGAGCUCCGUAACCGAACGCUAUUUGAACGCUGUGCCCACAGCGCCCCCCCUCGGCUUGAACCUACCCGCCUUCGAGCACCAGGACUUUAACGCUCUCAACCCGUUACCUGGAGUUGUCGUUUCCACGACAGCGGCACCUUUCAUCGACACAGGUUUCGUGUCGUCUACCCCGGCCCCAAGCGUGGACUCUGGCUUGAUCGUCUCCUCAACCCCUGCACCAAGCGUGGUGGGUGGCGCUGGCUUGGACCUGAACGCUCAGCUGCCGGGAUUAGCUUCUGGUUUCAGUUACACCACCCCGGCACCUAGUCUGAGCUUCAAUUCCGGAGGAUUGGAUAGUGUUGGUCAACUGGGGUUAGGCUCAGGUUUCGUUUCUUCGACAUCUGCGCCACAUAUUCAAGUCACGUCCGGAAGUCAAGAAAAUUUGAACGCUGACGUUCACUUGGCCAACUUCGGCUUCAAUUCUGGAUUGAGUGGGUUCACAACUCCGGCCCCAACUUUGUUCUCGUCUACCGUAGCCCCGACCGUCUCCACCUUGGCGCCUGGUUUUGGAUUAGGUCUAGGAUCGGCGUAUAAUUUCCCAGGUUUUGGACUGAACGCAUUUUCCACUCCCGCUCCUAUCGGUUUGUUGGGAAGCGGCAUCAACUUCCACGGCAUAACAUCAGGUGGAUCUAUUAGUGACGCUUUCGGGGGAUCUUCAGCCACCGUCUCGGCUGGAAUCCUACCCCAACCCCAGCAGGUUUCCAAACACCUGUACUUCUACGCCGCUCCGGAGGAUCCAGAACCAGCGCGUACUCGUAUCAACGUUGCUCCCGUAGCCCCGCCCAAAAAGAACGUUAAGGUUAUCUUUAUCAAAGCACCAACUCCCCCUGCCCCACCUCAGAUAAACAUAGCGGCUCCCCCUCAAGACGAAGAGAAGACGGUCGUAUACGUGCUGGUGAAGAAGGCCGAAGACACACAGAACAUCGAAAUCCAAACACCCCCUCCGACAGCUCCAGCUAAACCCGAGGUGUACUUCAUCAAGUACAAAACGCAGCAAGAAGCCGAAGAAGCUAUCGCGAAAGUACAAAACAACCACGACGAAGGUUCUGGCAACGUAGUUGGUACCAUUAAUGGAGGCAGCCUUCUUAGCACAGUACCCACCCUGCCUAUCGUUAACUACGUUUCAUCCACCACCACUCCUUCACCUCUCCUAAGCUUCAUAGGCGGUGGGAUUUCAGGUCCAAUUCAGAACAGUGGUCUUACCUUUUCCUCCACAACCACCCCAGCGCCUUUCUUCAACUUCGUAGGGGGUGGAAUCUCGGGCCCAAUCCAGAACAGUGGAUUUGCUCUCAGUCCUCAAGUGGAGGACACCGACAUCAGUCAAAAUUUGAUUUCCUCCGGAGGACAGACGUCUUCGCUGUUCAGUACCGGUUCUCCCUUAAUCAGUUCGCUAGCCCCAAGUGGUAGUUUCAUAGGAACUACCACCGUAGCCCCUCCCCUUGUUCCUCACUCCACCUACGGUCCACCGGCUCUCAAGAAAUGAUCACCAUCUUAAGCUGUAGUUAAGUAAAUUAACUUAUAAACGUUAUAUUGUAAUAUAAUUAUUUUGCGAAACGUCAAGGUAAUUAUGAUAUAAUAUGUAUAAAUAUAACUACGUACGUCUAAUGAGCCGUGGGUUAGACCAAACAAACACUGCCUGGUUGUAAAUAAUACGAUUUUGAAUAAAAUGUCGACAGCUCAAUGUGUAUAGAUGUAAAAUACAUGUUUUUUUACUAAA